AUGAACAUAUUGGUGAUAUUUUUGGCAGGUUUGCUGGCCAUACAGGCAGCAACAGUGCCUUUAAACGUCACUCACACCGUCAGUACCCAGGUGUUGGCUGGCAAGCAGGAUAAUGUGGAAGUGCCAGCAGUUGUGGUGGAGGUCACCAAGGAUAACAAAGUUGUUGGUCAGGCAGUUCCAACUCCAGUGCCAAAUGUUGUAGAUGUGGUGAUGCCAACAAAACUGCCCUUACCGGUCACCACAAAACCAACGGCCAAGGUUACUGUCAAGCCAGGACUAUCCAUUAUCCCACCAACCUUACCAACAGUGGUUGUAGAUCAUGUGGUCAAGCAAAGAUCUGUCGAUGAUGACAACCAUUGGGCUGGUGUUCAUUGGGGCGACGAUGAUGACUGGGAUAACAAAAAUGAUAAUGGAAAGGAUGCAGGACAAAAUGUCAAUUGGAAUCACAAAGGCGAUAAUCAUGAUAUGCAUAAGAGAUCCAGCGAUUGGAAUGAUCAUGGCAACUGGGGUCACAAGGAUUCGUGGCAUAGCAACAAUUGGAACAACCAUGGUCACCAAUGGGGUAACAAGGAUGAUGAUAGCUGGAAUAACAAGGACGAUGAUCACCAUUGGCAUAAGAGGUCCGUAGGAGAUGAUGAUAAGGAUUCUGGACAUGAUGAUGGCCACAAGGACUCAGGUGACCAUGGCGACUCCGGAGACAAGGAUAACCAUGGAGAUGAUCAUGACAUGAAGAAGAGGUCUGCCGAUUGGGAUCACAUGGGUUCGUCGCACAACAACAAUUGGAACAACCAUGGCGAUGGCCACCAAUGGGGUAAUAAGGAUGAUGAUGGCUGGAAUAACAAGGACGAUGAUCACCAUUGGCAUAAGAGGUCCGUAGGAGAUGAUGAUAAGGAUUCAGGACAUGAUGAUGGUCAUGGUGGCGAUUGUGAUGGCCACAAGGACUCAGGUGACCAUGGCGACUCCGGAGACAAGGAUAACCAUGGAGAUGAUCAUGACAUGAAGAAGAGAUCAGCCGAUUGGGACAACAACUGGGGUCACAAGGAUACAUGGCAUAGCAAUAACUGGAAUCAGAAGGAUGAUGGCCACCAAUGGGGUAACAAGGAUAAUGAUGGCUGGAAUAACAAGGACAAUGAUCACCAUUGGCAUACGCGGUCCGUAGGAGAUGAUGAUAAGGAUUCAGGACAUGAUGAUGGCCACAAGGACUCAGGUGACCAUGGCGACUCUGGAGACAAGGAUAACCAUGGAGAUGAUCACGACAUGAAGAAGAGAUCAGCCGAUUGGGAUGAUCAUGGCAACUGGGGUCACAAGGACUCGUGGAAUAGUAACGAUUGGAACCACCAUGAUGAUGGCCACCAAUGGGGUAACAAGGAUAAUGAUGGCUGGAAUAGCAAGGACGAUGAUCACCAUUGGCAUAAGCGGUCCGUAGGAGAUGAUGACAAGGAUUCAGGACAUGAUGAUGGUCAUGGCAAUGAUGAUGGCCACAAGGACUCUGGUGACCAUGGGGACACUGGAGACAAGGAUAACCAUGGAGAUGAUCAUGACAUGAAGAAGAGAUCAGCCGAUUGGGACAGCAAGUGGGGUCACAAGGAUACAUGGCAUAGCAAUAAUUGGAACACCCAUGAUGAUGGGCACCAAUGGGGUAACAAGGAUAAUGAUGGCUGGAAUAGCAAGGACGAUGAUCACCAUUGGCAUAAGAGGUCCGUAGGAGAUGAUGAUAAGGAUUCAGGACAUGACGAUAGUCAUGGCAAUGAUGAUGGCCAUAAGGACUCAGGUGACAAUGGUGACUCCGGGGACAAGGAUAACCAUGGACAUGAUCAUGACAUGAAGAAGAGGUCUGCCGAUUGGGAUGACCAUGGCAACUGGGGUCACAAGGACACGUGGCAUAGCAACAGUUGGAACAACCAUGAUGAUGGCCACCAAUGGGGUAACAAGGAUAAUGAUGGCUGGAAUAACAAGGACGAUGAUCAUCAUUGGCAUAAGCGGUCCGUUGGAGAUGAUGAUAAGGAUUCAGGACAUGAUGAUGGUCAUGGCAAUGAUGAUGGCCACAAGAACUCAGGUGACCAUGGCGACUCCGGUGACAAGGAUAACAAUGGAGAUGAUCAUGACAUGAAGAAGAGAUCAGCCGAUUGGGACAGCAACUGGGGUCACAAGGAUACAUGGCAUAGCAAUAACUGGAACAACCAUGAUGAUGGCCACCAAUGGGGUAACAAGGAUAACGAUGGCUGGAAUAACAAAGGCGAUGAUCACCAUUGGCAUAAGAGAUCCGUAGGUGAUGAUGACAAGGAUACAGGACAUGACGAUAGUCAUGGUAAUGAUGAUGGCCACAAGGACUCAGGUGACCAUGGCGACUCCGGUGACAAGGAUAAUCAUGGAGAUGAUCAUGACAUGAAGAAGAGAUCUGCUGAUUGGGAUGAUCAUGGCAACUGGGGUCACAAGGACUCGUGGAAUAGUAACGAUUGGAACCACCAUGAUGAUGGCCACCAAUGGGGUAACAAGGAUAAUGAUGGCUGGAAUAGCAAGGACGAUGAUCACCAUUGGCAUAAGCGGUCCGUAGGAGAUGAUGACAAGGAUUCAGGACAUGAUGAUGGUCAUGGCAAUGAUGAUGGCCACAAGGACUCAGGUGACCAUGGCGACUCUGGAGAUAAGGAUAACCAUGGAGAUGAUCAUGACAUGAAGAAGAGAUCAGCCGAUUGGGACAACAACUGGGGUCACAAGGACACGUGGCAUAGCAACAAUUGGAACAACCAUGAUGAUGGCCACCAAUGGGGUAACAAGGACAACGAUGGCUGGAAUAACAAGGACGCUGAUCACCAUUGGCAUAAGCGGUCCUUAGGAGAUGAUGAUAAGGAUUCCGGACAUGAUGAUGGUCAUGGCAAUCAUGAUGGCCACAAGGACUCAGGUGACCAUGGCGACUCCGGUGACAAGGAUAACCAUGGAGAUGAUCAUGACAUGAAGAAGAGGUCUGCCGAUUGGGAUGACCAUGGCAACUGGGGUCACAAGGACACGUGGCAUAGCAACAGUUGGAACAACCAUGAUGGUGGCCACCAAUGGGGUAACAAGGAUAAUGAUGGCUGGAGUAACAAGGACGAUGAUCACCAUUGGCAUAAGCGGUCGGUAGGAGAUGAUGAUAAGGAUUCAGGACAUGAUGAUGGUCAUGGCAAUGAUGAUGGCCACAAGGACUCAGGUGACCAUGGCGACUCCGGUGACAAGGAUAACCAUGGAGAUGAUCAUGACAUGAAGAAGAGGUCUGCCGAUUGGGAUGAUCAUAGCACCUGGGGUCACAAGGAUUCGUGGAACAACCAUGAUGAUGGCCACCAAUGGGGUAACAAGGAUAACGAUGGCUGGAAUAACAAGGACGAUGAUCACCAUUGGCAUAAGCGGUCCGUAGAAGAUGAUAAUAAGGAUUCAGGACAUGAUGAUGGUCAUGGCAAUGAUGAUGGCCACAAGGACUCAGGUGAUCAUGGCGACUCCGGAGACAAGAAGGACCAUGGUGAUGAUGAUCACAACAUGGAAAAGCGCUCCCCCGGUGAGGGCUGGGAAAUACAUGACAAUUACGUCGAACAUGACUACGGUUGGCAUCCGGAUUUUUAUCAUGUAGGUAAUUUUCCAGAUUCUUCGUCAUCGGAGGAAGAUACAUCUGAGGAAUCAUUCGAAGAAAACUCCUCAGAGGAAUUCUUUGCCAAGGAAACAGUUAUUUCCGAAGUCCUAAGUCAUCCACAUAUAAAAGAUGAGGUAACCGUACCGCAUAUUACAACCCUACCACCACCCAUUACCACAGACACCCGGAAGUCCAACAAAAAUAUGACCACUGCCGAUAAACGUUUGAAAAGGCAAGUUGUGACUAAUACACCUGUGAUAUUGACAUCAGCAAUGAAUUCAAUGACCACUGGAGUUCCCUCCACCACUGCAAUGGCCCUGGAAGCCAAGGUGACCACAGCAAAAACGCCAGUAAGCACCACGACCACCACCACCACCACAACCACCACGGGUAAGGCCGUCCAUCCACUGCUCCGUUCCAAAAUAGAUCCCUGCGAUUUGUUGUGCACCAAAUUUGAGCUGGAACCCAUUUGUGCCACCAACGGCAUUUGCAUCCAUGAAUUCCCCAAUCAAUGCAUCAUGGACGGCUAUAACUGCAAACAUCCCAAGGAGAAAUUCACCGCCACCAAAGAUGAUCGCUGUCUAAUGCAUUGGUUGGAACACUGCAAGGAUAGUGAUUUGAUUUGAGAUGGAGAGAGGAUGAAUGAGAGAAGAGAGGAUUUUUGAGUUAAUCGUUGAGUUUUUUUAUUCUUGUUGUAUUCGGAUUAAGA
Musca domestica (house fly) is the source of this 4307-nucleotide messenger RNA. RefSeq names its product probable cyclin-dependent serine/threonine-protein kinase DDB_G0292550. NCBI's taxonomy places the organism in Eukaryota, Metazoa, Arthropoda, Insecta, Diptera, Muscidae. The transcript is spliced from 2 exons. Bases 1 to 4224 code for a protein of 1407 amino acids. Gene Ontology annotation, molecular function: protein binding. The record is from RefSeq and is a predicted model, not a curated record.